ACUCACCCUUCCUUCUUCGUCACUCUUCAAACCCUCAACACUUCUAUAGCAAUCUUCGAUGUCUUGGCAUUCGGACUAAAAGGUUCUCUACGCUUGUUUAUGGACAUCUGCUGUCUAUCCCUAUGCGUGCUCUAAGCAUUAUUUUAGGGUAUCCUUCCACUGGACUUGCUCUCUCUCAUACAUCUGAGAUGUGGAAGUUUGAUUUCAAUCUUCAUGUUGAAGGCUCCAAGUUCUCUGGACAGCCAGCUGACUCCACCUUCGAAGUCUUCCCUGCUUCUCGCUUAUGUCCUAAACUCAGAAUUUUUCACUAUUUCCUGACUCGUGUGUUACUGCCUCGUGGAUUCUCUAGAGAUCAAGUUCUUCCUCUUGAUAUCUGGAUCCUUUCUCAUGCUACAACUGGUCAGAAACUUGAUUAUUGCUCACUUUUAUUCGGAGCUAUGAUAUCGCCAGGAGAUGGGUAUCUGCCUUUUGGAGGGAUUGUCACCACUCUUCUCGCAAAUAUAAACAUCAACAUCUCAGGUUUUCGAUCUCAAUCCCCUACCAUUCAUCUUAGUGCUAGAAAUGUACUGGCCUGCUUGGGAUUUCAAGUUCCUCCAUCUCCUACUCGGACUCCAUUACGCGCUCCUGCCAACCUUGGCCUUUUCUUUGCCCUAAAUGACUCCUCAUCUGAGUCAUCUGAUGAAGAACUUGAAGCUGAUCCUAGCUCCCCAGUUCCUGGUCCUCCUCAGUAGUGGAUGGCAGAUCUCAGGGGGAACUUUUGCUGCAUAUUCCCAGGGGGAACUUUUGUUAACGAUUGCAUUAUCUUUUAGAAUGUUUUGUGUCUUUCCAGCUUAGUUUGCAAUCUGUAUGUGAUUGCUAGACUUAUUUUGAUGUUUGAAUAUUUUGCAAUCCGUGGGUGAUUGCUGGACUUAACUUGGAUACUUCGAAUAUUUUGCAAUCCAUGGGGGAUUGCUGAACUUAUGUUGUUUACCUUGAACAUUUUGCUAUUAGUUGUGCUUGGGUAUGUUGGUUGCUUUGUGUUUCUUUUCAGAAUCUCUCGAAAAUGGAGGAACGGCUGAAGGGGGAAAUUUUGAAAUGAAACCUCAGCCAAAACGACGCUACUGCCGCUGGAGUACGCUGCUGCCACUAAAGUCUCAAACGACGCCGCUGCCAAGAUGACCAUACGACGCCGCUGUCAACUAAUCGAUGAUGCUGAUCUCUAAAACCCUGGACUGGCUUCGUUUCUAUCAGCCUUAUCCUUCAUCUUCAUCCUCAACACCCAAAAGCAAAAGAAGAACCACUUUCUCCAAGCACCAAGAUCGCCUACAACCUUGUGCUUCUCAAAAGUGUGGCUACAUCAACGGAUCUCCUUCAACGGUCCUGAAGACAAUUGCCUAUUUAAAGCUUUCUCCACAUGAAGAAGGGCAACGGUUGCAGCUUGAAUAGCAGAUCUAUUAGGUUGUCAAGGGUCCGGGUAUUUCGAACAAUCUUCAGUUUCCUCAUCUAUAGAGAAUGAUUCUGGGUAGAUAGGAGUGGGAAGUUUGUUCGGUUCUCUCUUUCACCGAUCAUCCAUAUGUUUUUCUUUCUUUCAAUUGUAUUUUGCUUGUCUUUCCCUUUCAAAAAGCGGUCAUAAUGACUGCAGAAUAGCUUCAGUAUCUUAAUCAAAUUAGUUUCCUUCAGUCCUUUCUUUGAGUUCUUCUCUAAAAAGCUAACACCUAAAUUGCAAUUCCACCCAGCCUAGAAUCUCAAAACGGUGUAAAAAGCAGCCCGUUAAGUGCAAAGAGGAAGAGGUAUGCUGCGGUGAAGGAGUCUCGUCAGGAAAAAGAUAUGCACGGGCAAAAAUGUUUUGUUAUUGAAAACUCAUAUCCAUAAACAAAGGCAUUUGAUUAAA
This is a messenger RNA of Linum trigynum, 1870 nucleotides long. NCBI's taxonomy places the organism in Eukaryota, Viridiplantae, Streptophyta, Magnoliopsida, Malpighiales, Linaceae. The record is from the annotation of a GenBank genome assembly.